Molecule: messenger RNA, 7599 nt
Organism: Temnothorax curvispinosus
Lineage: Eukaryota; Metazoa; Arthropoda; Insecta; Hymenoptera; Formicidae
Product: protein artichoke-like
Exons: 6
Coding region: 686-4981 (1431 amino acids)
Cellular component (GO): extracellular matrix
Molecular function (GO): protein binding
Source: RefSeq, a predicted model, not a curated record
UUUACCAUCGCUGCUUUCAGAUUGUAAAUUGUAACGCGGAGUAGUACACGAAUUAUAUCGCAAUGCGUAAAAGUAAAUACCCUUUGCUCGGGGCAUUACGUUCGUUGUUCAAAGUGCGAAAAAGUGUGCGGAAGCAGCAAGUACGUAUCGUUCUCGCGACGGUUGCUCCAGGCGAGUGAAGUUGGUCGCGCGAUUCGCGAAAUUCUCUCGAGCGUCUACUUGCGAGACAUUUAUGGGUCGACACGGGCGUCGAGCGGAUCGCAUACCUUCGUUCGUAGCUUCUUCGCCGUAAUUCUUUUAUCGCGGUAUAACCAAGUACGCGUCGCGCGUCGCGAGAAUAAUACCGGGAGUGCAGUGCGAAGUGUCGCGCGAUCAUUAGCGACGAUAUUUUCGGGCGUGAACGAGAUCUUUUCGUGAGUGUUCCGACGGAGAUGCGACAACGGCGGAGGUCUGUGAAGGGAAGGAGGAGGCCUGGGAAGAGGCAUCGGGCGACGGCGGGGCGACCGUGAGAAUUCUUGCGUGGCAGGAUGGUGUUGCGACGUAGAUAUUCUGCGUAACGCCCACCGACAACUUUCGAAGGGCGCGCAAAGCCAGAACCCGCGGCGGUGCGAAAUCCGAGUGUCGGUGCGAGAAACGAUGAACGAAUCGGGACGAGCCGGGAACGAAGCGGUGCGAUAAUAAUAAUAUGUGGACGACGCGGCCACGGACCAGGCGAAAGUGGCGACAACCGUCGACCCCGUCGUGCAGAGAACGUGACAAUCGGUGGUAUCGCCGUCGGGACGGCUUCCGCAUCAUCUACUCGGUGAUCCUGGCGGCCUGCAUGGCGACGCAGGAAGCGAGGGGCGCCAAGUGUCCGCCACCGGACACAAUACCCGGCUGCCCGUGUUACAACUUCGAGAACGGCGGUCUGUUCCUGGAGUGCGCAGGUGCCACCGAGGAGUCCCUCAGGAACGCUUUGUCCGGCGUGAUACAUGCCGCUGGCGAGGAAGGAGCGCUCGUUCAAUCAUUGAGCGUGUACGAAUUGGAUCGGAAAGUAGAGGAACUUCGGUCCGCCGCUUUCCCGGCGGGCUCGCAAAUUAGGCAUCUACAAAUAUCGCAUUCCGCGAUACGCGAAAUAAGCGAGGAUGCUUUUACGCGGCUCAGUAAAAGCCUGGAAUCCUUGGCACUCGUAUCCGGUCGACUACCUCACGUACCUCAAAAGGCUAUGGCCUCGCUGAGCCUACUCAAAGCGCUGGACCUGGAGGCCAACCUCGUUUACGAGCUGCCUAGCUUCAGUUUCUUCGGGCUCGCGUUAAUUAAACUGAACCUAAAGGGUAAUCAAAUCAUGAAAAUUUCGGAGUACGCCUUUGCCGGGCUCGAGGGCACUUUAAAGGACCUGGAUCUGGCGGAAAACAAGAUCAGAGUAUUCCCUAUGACGUCCUUAAGAAGAUUAGAACAUCUCACGUCCUUGAGGCUCGCUUGGAACGAGAUAUCGCAGCUCCCGGAGGACGGCUAUUCCAGACUGGACGCUUUAAACUUCCUCGAUCUCAGUAGCAACAAUUUCAAGGACAUUCCGCUCAAUUGCUUUCGCUGCUGUCCGUCCCUAAAGACCCUCUCGCUUUAUUACAACGCGGUCGAGUCGGUCGACAAGGAUGCCUUUAUAUCGUUGAUCGAUCUCGAAUCGAUAGACCUCAGCCACAACAAGAUCGUGUUUCUUGACGUGGCCACCUUCCGUGCCAAUCAAAAGCUCAGGUCGAUCGAUCUCAGCCACAAUCACAUACACUAUAUUCGGGGCGUGUUCUCGCGGCUGCCCGAGUUGAAGGAGCUCUUCCUGGCGGAGAAUAACAUUCUCGAAAUACCGGCGGAAACGUUCGCCGGUAGCACGAGUCUCUCGGUUGUGUAUCUCCAGCAAAACGCCAUCCGGAGGAUUGACGCGCGCGGCCUGGCGACGCUCGGUCAAUUAGCGCAGUUACAUCUGAGCGGAAAUUACAUCGAGAAGGUGCCGCGCGACUUUCUCGAGCACUGCGAAAAUCUCUCGACCUUGUCAUUGGACGGUAAUAACAUCCGCGAGCUCGAAGUGGGCACGUUCGCCAAGGCGAAGCAGCUGCGCGAGCUCCGGCUGCAGGAUAAUCAGAUCACUGAAGUGAAACGUGGCGUAUUCGCACCGCUACCGUCGCUCCUCGAGCUACAUCUGCAAAACAACGCUAUCACGGACAUGGAGACUGGCGCGCUAAGAUCUCUGCACAGCCUGCAACAUGUGAAUCUGCAAGGUAACCUUCUGGCCGUGCUCGGUGAUGUGUUCCAAGUGUCGAACGACGUCGGCCAGAGCGAAAACAGCGGUAGCUCUUUGGUCUCCAUUCAACUAGAUAACAAUGGACUCGGCGUCCUACAUAAUGAUUCAUUAAGAGGCCAGGCUUCGGUCAGGAUCAUGUGGCUUGGACAUAAUAGGCUGACUCGUCUUCAAGCUCCAUUGUUCCGUGACCUGUUGCUUGUGGAACGUCUGUAUCUCACGAAUAAUUCUAUCUCGCGGAUAGAGGACACCGCCUUUAAACCGAUGCAGGCGCUCAAGUUCCUGGAGCUUAGUAUGAACCGACUGAGCCACGUGACCGUUAAGACCUUCUCGGAGCUCCACGAGCUAGAAGAACUUUAUUUGCAGGACAACGGUUUACGCCGUUUAGAUCCUUACGCCUUGACGGCCCUCAAAAGACUGCGAGUCCUCGAUCUGGCCAACAAUCAUUUGAAUGUGCUGCACGAUAAGAUCUUUCAGGAAGGGCUGCCGAUCAGAACGCUCAACCUGAAAAACUGCACCGUCAGCGUGAUCGAGAACGGUGCCUUUCGCGGACUAAACAAUCUCUACGAGUUAAAUCUCGAGCACAAUCAUUUCACUGCCACGGCGUUGGACCGCCUAGACAUACCGGGAUUAAGAGUCUUAAGAAUAUCGUACAACAACUUUAGUCAGAUUAACGCGAACUCCUUGGACGGCCUGCCAUCUCUUCAACAUCUGGCGAUGGAUUCGUCACAAAUCUAUAGAAUGCCGGCCGAGAUAUUCUCGAAGAAUAAGAAUCUGGGGAAGCUAUUGCUCAGCUACAAUUUACUCAAGGUACUGCCGGCGACGCUGUUCCUGGGCCUGGAGGCGCUCAAGGAGGUCAAGCUCGACGGCAACAGGUUCCAGGAGAUCCCGUACGAUGUGUUCGCAAACGCCACCACAGUGGAAUUCCUCUCGUUGGCCAACAACGUUCUUCACCGCGUGGACAUGUCGCGACUGAAUGGAUUGAUCAGUUUACGGGAGCUUGAUCUACGCGGCAACUACAUCAUGUCUCUCACCGGCUUCGCCUCCGUCAAUUUCUCCCGCCUAAUAUCCGUGGAUCUGAGUCAUAAUCACUUAACCGCUCUUCCGGCGAAUUUCUUCGCUCGCUCGAAUAUGCUGCGGAAGAUCGAGCUCGCGGCUAAUAAGUUCCGGCAAAUACCCGCCGUUGCACUCACGGCACAAAAUAUACCCGGUCUGGCCUGGCUAAACGUCACGGCUAAUCCCCUCGUGAGAAUACACGAGAUCAGCUCGGAGGCGAAGUAUCCGGCUCUUCAGGAAAUUCACAUCUCCGGGACGAACUUAACGAUAGUUACCAGCCAAGACUUCGAGGCGUUUCCCGCGCUGAUGCAUCUCUUCAUGAGCAGCAAUAUGAUAUCGAGAGUGUCGCCCAGCGCGUUUCGUAGCCUUUCGAAUUUACUCACGUUGGAUCUCAGUGUUAAUGAAUUGGAGUUACUGCCACAGGAAAGACUGAAGGGAUUGGAACACCUCAGACUGCUGAAUCUCACGCACAACCGUUUGAAAGAGCUCGAGGACUUUCCGCCUGACCUUAAAGCUUUGCAGGUACUCGAUCUCUCGUACAAUCAGAUAAGCGGAGUGGGAAAGGGCACGUUCCAGCAUUUGGAGAAUUUAGCCGAGCUGCACCUCUACGGCAACUGGAUAUCGUCGAUCUCGCCGGACGCGUUCAAGCCGCUGAAGAAGCUCAGGAUUUUAGAUCUAAGUAGGAACUACUUAGCGAACUUACCGCUGAAUGCCUUUCGACCACUCGAAACGCAAAUACGGAGUUUACGGGCCGAGGAAAAUCCACUGCACUGCGACUGCGAGUCCCAGGAGCUCUGGGAAUGGCUGCGCGACCAUCAGAAGUUGGUCGGCGGCGGAAUGAGCCGGAAUCGCGGGGGCGGGCUCAGGAUGAACGACGUGGACGGCGGCCUGUUGAGAUGCGACCAGCCGCCGGAGCUGCGCGGACUGGUCUUCCUGGAUCUGGACCCGCACGCCUUCUGCACCGCACCGCUGGUCCUGAAACUGGCGAUCCAGGACAUCCAGCCGUUCUCCGUCCUGGUGUCGUGGCAGAGCAGGAAUCAUUCCGGCCUGCGCGGCUACCAGGUGGCCUAUCACGCCCUGGACAAUGUCGACGAGGUACGUGCCAAAAUACUCGAGCCGAACGCGCGCUCGGUGAAACUCUCGAAAUUGUCGCCGAACACUCGCUACCUGAUCUGUGUAUUCGGUCUCGGUAAUUGGAUGACGUCACGGAUGGAGGACGGCCCGAUGGAGCAGCUCAAUUUCACGCAGGUCGAGAUACUCGCGUCUACGCCGAGCUCGCAGAUGACGGACUCCGCGACCAGCCGUUGCACCGAUGUGAAGACGCUCGACGCGCCGGACGCGAUAAUCAGCAGCGAUGGCUCGGCGAUGGGCGACGUUGGCAGUGUCAGCAGCUUCCUGACGAGGCGGCUGGGCUUGAUAGUCGGCUGCUGCAUGGGCUUCAUCGUCUUCCUCCUCCUGGUGUCCGUCUUGGGUUACCUCAAAGUGAAGAAGCAGCGGGAGGCGGUCAAGAGGGAGCAGCAGCCGUUACCGCCGGAGUACAUAUCGUAUAGGCACUUCAGCAUACAGAGCGGUGAAGCCGGCCACACCGCUACCAGGCAGACCAGCCAGGACGGUCAGAACUCGAAUUUCAUCAACAACACCACGCUGAAUGUAUGAGAAAAGCCGCGGAACUCCCGACUCGUGGAGGUUUCGAACGUGUGAGCAAGGCUCGAGCGAAUUUCGAGUGUGUUGUUAACCGGUUCGAAGGUCUCCCCGACUCGCGGGAGUUUCGAGUUUACGCGCCACAGAGCCACAAACGGACAAUGCCGACUGUCGUAUUUUCGGCAACGACCGCCGAACUGUUUUACGAACUGAGAAAUUAUCGCAAUUAGCAGUGCUGUGCGCUCAAGUAAUACGCACUAAGAGUGCGUAUCAUUGACUCGAUGAAUGCUCGACGAAGAUACGUCGUUCUCGAGAAGCAUCACUACCAAAAACAACUGGCCAUGCCAGACCUCUGCGUUAAUGGCAACGAAGAGUUUAAGCGAGUGAGUAUGCGUGUAAAAGAAUGUGAAAGAAUGCGCGGGCGAAUGGGAAUCUUUAUUAAAGUAACGGAGCAUUUUAUAAGGGAUUUUCUACGAGUCUGAAUUCGGUUCCAAGUAGGUUUAAUCACUUCACGUGGCAUCGUAUCGAACGAACGCGAUCGAACGGAUGAAAUGUCUCGUAAGAAUUGUACAGAACAGGAAAUUGAUUUCGGUAAUGUACGAGCAAUGUGAGCCACACGGUGCAGUUUCUCGUAUACUCUAAAAAAAUCUUAUAAGUUUUGAACAAGACGAGAGAUAUCGUACUCUCCAACUCUGCAAUCAAGAAAAUUAAAAAAAGAAUCGAUCAGAUCACUGUCGGAUUUUGCUUUGGGUCAUUAUUGGAUCUUCGAAUUUAGUAAUGCGGAGUAUAAAAAUCAAUACGCGCCGUCUGAAAGACUAAAGCCGUGCGAUAUACAUAGAACAUAAAGUUGGGCAAAUACAAGAAGCUUACUCUGAACAUAAUGAGUGUAAUUUUAUCCACGAGAAAUCGGUUGAAUUCGCGGAUGCCGAACGGUCCUUUGGAGGAGGAGGAAGCUCCCUCGCAUCUUUGUGUAAAAUAUAACGCUCAGUCUUCUUCAAGAAAUAUGAAAUUUUGAGGAGUGUAUGAAGAUCUCGAAGGGUCGCGCGUGUUCCCCGGACGACUGUAAACGACAACGGGGGGAAAUAGACGAUAGAUAGACGUUGCUUCCGUGUAACACACGACGCGCACUUUGCCGAACGAUUUACGACUAAACACCGCGUUAUUACGUGUCAUCCCGGGGGCCGCCACUCGCGGAUGAGAUCGGACGGGUGUGAAGUGGCUAUUGUGUUUUCUUAAUGGCUCGGCAAACCGCGUGGUUUAGAACGUCAUCCACGCGCCGAUCUCGCGAAAUGGCGCGCCAUUUUGCGGUGAACGCCCGCGGUACGACGGUACCAUCAAUUUCCGAUUGGGCCGCGCGCGGAUCAUCAGGGUGGCGGGACGGGAAAAAUUGCUCAUCCCUGCGAGCGAUCGAUUGCACGACGGAUUCCGGAUCCUCCGGCGAUGAAAGAGUAAGAGAUGCAAAAAAACUGGAGGGGGUAUAUAAAAUUUAAAAGAAAAUAUAUCCCACACUCGGUUAGCGUUCCAGCGGGAUUCUGUAAAAUAAGAUGCAAGAGCACCCGAUGCUAAGUGAACUUUCUUCACAGCGAACACAAGAUAUGAAUAAUUUCUUUUAUUGCUUAUAUUUAUAGAGGAUGAAUUUUUUCAACGCGAAAACAAUAUUGAUUUGUCAAUAAAUAGAUAAAAUAUUCUGCUAAAGUCUGCAGAAGGUAAUAAACGUGCGAUAGGUCAGAUAUAAAAUUAUACACGAAUCUGUUUUAGGUUUUCGUCUUUUCCUUCUGGGUCAAAUUAUUUGCAUCUGAACGCUAGCCGUUGCUGGAGAAUCGGCGAUUAAAGGUGACGUUCUAUGGAUCGUGUUUAGAAUUUAUAAAUAUACGUGAAACGAUUGUAUAUAGAUACAUACGUAUCGGGAAAACUAUGUAUUCAAUGGUUAAGAAUGUCGAUAUCACCGAGAUUAUUAUCAUAAAAAUUCUGAUGAUCUCUUAAAUAGCGAAACAACAAUAGUAGUCGAAUUAGCGUCGGCGCGUCGAUCCACCCCCGAUUUUUCAGGAGGCCAACGAGGCCAGAUCCAUCAGAACUUUUAUCGCGAUAGACCGAUGUAAUGCAUUUUGCAUUAGGAAUGAAUGACGCGCCCAGAUGUGGUACGGUUUUUCAGGAAUCGAUUUAGAUUAACAGAUUGACUCGCUCGAUAUCGCCGUUAACCGAUUAGUAUAAUCGUCGUGUCGAGUAUUAAAGUCGCAAAUGCAACGAAACAUCGCGUUUAGCGCGGGACAAUUUUUAGUGUCGACACGAAUCCCGUAUCGGCGUUUUGACGAAAUGAUUAUCGAGGUGACAUGCGAUAUCCAGCGAGCUCGUUAUGAAAAGUCGUUAUACGAAAUGCAGCGCUGCGAGAGAAAAAAACGUAGCUGCACGACGGAUGCGUUCAACGGUAAUUCGUUAUCACGUUACCGGAUCGUUUCGGUAUCGGCCGGCGGGAAAGGCCUCCACAUUUCCCGGCCGUGAAGAGAGGAGAAGAGUCCAGGGAGAAGGAGAGCGAAAUCUCGCGCGCGGAUUGGCGAAAUCAGCGCGAGGUCUACGAUGUAUGCGCGUUCUCGUUACACACUGUGUACUGUAAUAUAUACAUACGUCACUGUAAU